Vollenhovia emeryi is the source of this 8095-nucleotide messenger RNA. It is a transcript of the gene Ptp61F, whose product is annotated as tyrosine-protein phosphatase non-receptor type 1. NCBI's taxonomy places the organism in Eukaryota, Metazoa, Arthropoda, Insecta, Hymenoptera, Formicidae. Gene Ontology annotation, molecular function: protein tyrosine phosphatase activity. The transcript has 8 exons. The record is from RefSeq and is a predicted model, not a curated record. Bases 408 to 1901 code for a protein of 497 amino acids. Gene Ontology annotation, biological process: protein dephosphorylation.
GCCGUCGCCGUCCGCGAGUUCGCGCAGUGUACGCGCCUGGUCCGCGACACGGACCAUAGGUUACGUGCGUAAGUGCGCGCCGUUCGCGGAACCGUUGCUUCGCAUCGCGCGAUACUCCGCCGCCGCCGUCGCCGUCGCCGUCGCCGUCGCCUCCGCCGCGCUCCUUUCCCCGCGUUUCGGACAACGAGGGCUACUCGCCCGACGAGAGAGCCUCGACACAUGGCACGUUGACUCCCGGCGACGAGGGGCCGAGUGGGCAGGAAAGCGAGAGAGUCGGAGGAGUCCCAGCUUCCUCGCGUGUGCCGUGCGUGCCGUGCGUGCCGUGCGUGCCGUGCGUGCCGUGCGUCGUGUCUCCCAUUUCUGCGCGCCGCUAGGAUCCGGGACAGAAGCGGCGAGCCGGCGCCAGGAUGACCAGCGGCGAGGAGACGGGCAAGAGUGUGAUGAACGUCGAGACCGUGUAUCGCGAGGUCAACUCCAAGAACGGUUGGGCGUCUUUCUAUCAGGAAAUACGUAGCGAGUGUGAGUCUUUCCGUUACACAUGCAAUGAAUCAAAAAAGCCACAGAACAAAACCUUAAAUCGCUACAGAGAUGUGGCGCCGUACGAUCAUACUAGGAUUAUACUUCAAAGAGGCGUAUGCGAUUACGUUCACGCCAAUCUCAUACAGGUGGAUCGCGCUGAAAGGCAAUAUAUCCUGACGCAAGGACCCUUGCCGAAUACCGUCAGCCACUUUUGGCUGAUGGUGUGGGAGCAAAACUGCAGGGCUGUAUUGAUGUUAAACAAGAUCAUCGAGAAGAACCAAAUCAAAUGUCAUCAAUAUUUCCCACUGGACGACAAAAAACCCACUAUGACAUUCGAAGACGUUAGUAUAAAGGUGGAUUACAUCAGCAAGAAGGAAUUGUCAGAUUAUACCACUAGAACGUUACGUAUAACGGACUUGGAAAGUAACGAUAGUAGGGAAAUCUUACACUUUCAUUACACCACUUGGCCAGAUUUUGGUGUGCCGCAACGUCCAACGGCGUUUUUACGUUUCUUGGCAGACGUGAGGAAAUCAGGAGCGUUAGAUCAAAAUGUCGGUCCGUCCGUUGUUCAUUGUUCCGCGGGAAUAGGACGAUCGGGGACAUUUUGCUUGGUUGAUGCAUGCCUAGUAUUGAUUGAAAAAUAUGGUUUAAACGCUCUGGAUGUACGGCAUGAACUGAUAGAAAUGAGGCGAUCUCGUAUGGGCCUGAUACAAACGCCUGAACAACUUUGUUUUUCAUAUGCUGCCAUCAUUCAAGGAGCAAAACAAUUGCCACUCGAUAACAUGGACAUGAAUAACGAAACAACUCAAGAUGAGAUAAUAACCUAUGACGAGAUGAAUAAUAAAAGUGACCAUCCAUUAGAAAAAGAUGACGAACCUCCUCCUUUACCACCUCCGAGAGGAGAGUCUUUAACGCGUAGUAUAAUGGCAGAUCUAAGCUCGGACGGCUCGACUGAUGACAAUGAGGAUAUGUCAAUUACAGAAGAAUUAGGUGGACCGCCUGAUAAACCGCUACCAAGUGAACCACCAAAUCAUGUAGAAUUAUCUGCGGACACAAUUCUGUCUACUGCAAAUUGUGUAGGCGAACAAAACUUAGAUGACGGCACAGUACUUGACGAAACUCUUUCUGAUGACGCUGAGAACUCUAUUAUAACAAACAAUUCUCCGUCCAAUUCAGACGCGAAAGGGGAAGUACGUCGGCGCAAAGCGGAAAAGAAUGAACGACUAGCGACACAAGUACGCGAGAUGAAACGCCGGCAGAAGGAGAUGGAAGAAAGGCAGAAAUUCAAGAGGUCAUUAUUUUACCCCCUUAAAAUAAGCUUAGGCAUUGGGAUCGGUGGGGGUAUCAUAGCGAUCUGUUACUAUCUGUACAUGCGUAGUUAGAUCUAUCUUAUCACAUUUAAGGAUGUCGUACGUACGUAUAUAUCAUCUUUUGAACUAUCAAUACUAUUUCUAUGACUCGCAUAAGUGAAGAAAGUUGCUCUUAAUAUGCGAUUCUAUUGUGAGAUUUUAAUGACCGAAUUUUGGUUGAAACAUCAUUGAGAGAGUAGUUAAAUAAAAGAUUGUCGUAUCAUACGAUCGGCAGUAGAAUCACAUCGCCAGCAAUACCGCAAACGAUACUGUCUCUGUUAUGGAAGGAAUGAGCAAAAAGGAAAUAGGAAAGGUAGAACGCAAUAGAAGAACAGGAAAAUGCUAACAAGUGCAAGGUAUAUUAGUACGAUUUUGGAUUGCACUGUUACAUAUUCAGUAGUAAGAACAAGAGUAAAAGUGUGGACGAAGCAGGAAAGGAGAUGGACUUUCGAUUUGUAUUUUUAUAUUGUGAUUUAUUCCGAGUAUGAGUAUCUAAAAUGUUGGAAUAUGUAUAUUCUUUUCACAACUCUUUUAUUACACUUGCUACCAAGAAACGAAUAGCUUAUUCCGCAUAUGUGCUUACGGAGACACUGAAGAUAAGUAACUUUUACGACACAAUUUUUGUAGAUUUUUAAGUUAUAAACAUAUUACUUGCAACAAUUGUGUUAACUAUCCAGGUACAUUGCUCUUGUAGAUAAAAUAUUUACUCAAAAGCUAGUUAUGCUAUAUCACAAUAUAAUCAUAUAACUUUAUAAAAAUAUGAUUGUAUGAAUUUGCGUAAAUUCCGAUCAUUCAAUCUUUAUUUACUUGUAGCGUUGAUAAUACACUCAUAUGUAUAGUGAUACAUAUAAACACACCGAAAAUCACAGAUAUAUAAAAUUAAAUUAAGCCUGUCCGACUGUUAUUGGAUAUAGCUUGGACUUUGUCGUUUCUCACAAAUAGAUGCACUUUUAUCUAACUUGGAUCUUUUUCUUCUUAUUUAUUUAAUAUGAUGAUAAAUAAAUAAGCGAAAAAGGAGACGUUAUAUUUCUGUGGUUUUCGACUAACCGUUUCUAAGUAAAUAAACUUGAUGUUAAUAAUAUCAAUUUCUUUAGUAGCGUUAAAUGGGUAUACUAGUGAUAGACUUAAAAAAGAAUUUGUUAAACGAUUUUAUUAUAGUUCCAUAGAUUAAUGUUUUUAAUUGCUGAUUGGAGUAGAUUCUACUGUCUUAUAUCAAAAUUAUUCGUAAAAAUUAUUCGUGAAAAUUUAUGCAUAUACAUAUUAUACAUUAACACUUAACAAAAAGGUUUCAAAAAUGUUUCUCAUUUAUUAUGAUAAUUAUGCUUAAACUUUUUAUUCUUUGGCUAUGAGUAAGAUAUACUUUCUUCUUAUUUAUAAUAUUUUUAUUUUCCUUUUUUGUUACAACGGAAUCUUACAUCUCAUGCAAAUCGUCAUCUGGGAUGAUAAUAUUUGCCGCAACUACCUUAAUUUGCACGAUGAUAGCAUGUAGAAUCAAUUAUUUUUAUUUACAACAAGACAUUCCUGAAUGAAUAUUAGCUUCAAAUUUCUUACGCUUAGAAAUGGAAUUAUCUUGGAUGCGAUUAUGUAAAAAGAUUCUAUUCCCCAUGUCAAGAGAACUUUUGCUGAUAAAUGAUUUGUACCUUUUUUCUGUUAUCAAGUAAGUUACACAAAUAAUGUCACGAAUUUUUAGUUUGACAUGGAAAUCGUUGGUAACAACAAAAGAAAAGACACCAAAAUAUGCAAUAUUGUUAUAAAUAAGCAAAGUGUUAUUUCCAAGAGUUAGUGAUUUCUCUCUCUCUCUCUCUCUCUCUCUCUCUCUCUCUCUUUCUCUUUCUCUCUCCGUGAUAUACUCUCGCUUUGAAUCUUUUUUUUAAAUCAAAUCCUAUUUAUGCAUUUAUCAAUAUCUUUAUUAAACUUCGAAAAUUUAGUGAUAAAGUUUCGUUAAUUGUUAGAGGGAAGUGUUGGAAAGGGUUUAAAACAAAAUCUUAGAAAAUGUGAAUUCCAGCUCAUUGCCCAACAGCGUACGCUGCAAACUGUGCAUUGAGCGUUGUGGAUAAAGACUGAGUACGUCUAAUGACCUCUAGGAGGACAGAAGGAGGAGGAAAAAAAAACCGAGCGGUACAAUAACGAAAGUUAAGCCCGCGUAUUUCUUAAGUCGAGCUUUUAUACAAGCCACUUUGAGAGAAAGACUUGUCAGAUCGUGUUCCAAUCCAAAGAUAAAGCGUGAUGAGAAAAAUGUGCGUCGCGACGUCUUGAAAAGAUGCGCGUCACGUAAAACGUAUUUUUUACUUUUGUACGUUACUACCGUUGGAGCACGAUCUCCCAACGAGGUUUUCAGACACGUCGUACUUGCGCAUAUCGACGCGCUCGUCUUCGCGUGAUUAUGUACAUUGAUUAGAAUUACAGGUGUGCGAAUCAUGUGUGGCCGAGUCAAAUCGAAUCUUUUCAUGUUCAAAUUUAAAUAAAUAUCUCCUGGGUUCAUUAUACGUUGAUUUGAAAAUAAAAUCAUGCACUUGACCAUUUUUCAAUGACAUUUUAUUUGAAAAAUAGUUUAAUCGUUACAUUACAAAUAUUAUAUUUAUUAGACGGAAAAACGUGAUCGAUUCGAAGUCGAAUCGCCGAUGACAUUUGAAUUCGAGUCUGUUUGAUUCGAAAAUCAAGCCGUGAGUGAGUGAUUCGAUUCGAAGCAAUUCGCACACCUCUAAUUAGAACGUUGCAACAGAAAUUGAAUGGAAAACGGAGAAAAGGAGCGGAGAGCACUCCACGUGAAACACGAUGUCGAGGGGAUAUGCAGUAUUCUAUUGUCAACAACACGUUUUAACUUUACGCACUAAUAUACUAUUGUUAUCUAAUUUUUAUCGAGAUAUUAUUUAUGUAAGUAUAAAAACCGCGGUCUGCGACGAUUCGAUUGAGAGGAAACGACACGAUUAAUCUCGUCACGAUUAUUAUCACGUCGUUGGCGAGACGCACCAUAGCGUGGGGAUCCGUUCCAUCGCUCCAUGCGAAAUAUAAUCGAAGAUGUGUCCAACUCUCGAGGACGGCACGUAAUUCACUCGGUUAACAAAGAAAUUCGCGAUCGUCCACCCGCCGUUUCACGGCGCGAAAAAGAAUCGGGACGAACGAUCGCGGACGCUCAUCUCUCCUGUUGUUGGCGAUCGCGCGAAGCUUCCGGAAGUGAGACAUACGCUCAUGAAAGUUCGCAGGUCACGAAGACACGGUGCUAAUUAAAAGUUCCGAAAAACCGAUGUGCGCUCCGACGUGCGUGCGUUCGUGUGUGCAUGCGUAGACACGAGAUGAGAUGCGCGUAUUAUGAGAGAAUGAAGGAACGAUGGGAGCAGUCACCGAUGUUGAUCGUGCAACUCGCUUAUCGAAGCACUAUUCGGGAAAAUGCGAGCAUGGUUUCGUAUUGCCACCAUAGAAAUUGAAUUUCCCACCCGGUAACAAUUUUAAAGUAGCAGCUUACCAUUUUUAUCGUAACGUUUUUUAACAUUAAAGAAACCGUUUUUCUCCCGUCGAUUGCAUUAUGUGCGACGAUGUUUUUACGCGUCAUCCAAUUAUGAGCUUUUAAAAAAAAGCAUCUAUGGGCUUCACACUCAGCAUCGGACAAGGCAUGCGAGAGCAGGCCCGGCGACGCAUUCUUUUAUACUACUCGUGUGCAUACAAUAGAUAUAACGUUAUACAAACAAACAGAAACACAGAAACAUAGCUAAGUGCCUACUCGUACGAACAAGGGGAGUGAAGGAAAAUACACACAGCGAUCGGUGAAUUGUGUAGCGACAGCGAUUUCUCCCCUUUUUGGAAGAGCAUAGUCACCGUGGAAGCGAGCCGUUUUUAUUACCCGACAAUAUAUAAAUAGAUAGUUAUCUAUAAUAGUAAAAAUCUAAGGUUGAUUUAUUCAAAAUGGUACUUUCGGUGGUGCUCCCGCUACAUUUAAGGCAAUAGUAAAACAUCGCUUUUCUCGGAAUGCACAGAAUUUUUUAGAAUAAUGCAAAUACACGUUCCUUGUUAAUCGACAACUUCGACAAAAUCGCCUCUCAAUCGUAAAAAUGAGCAAGAAAUGGAAUAAUUGUGAUAGAAAUGUAUAUCUUGCUCGACUAUAAAUUCUCACCACGUUACAUGUUGUAACUUUUUUUGAUUCUACGCAGAAUGGCCAUUUUGAAUUAAUCAAUUUAUCAUAAUUUCCGGAUUGCCGAGCGAUCGUGCAUCAGGGUAUCGACGAAAUACGAGCGAUAAUGUCGAGCUUAUUCUCGAGUAGAAAUCGACUUUGUAUCAUUAACUAGACGCACUUGAUCGUGAACGUGCGCGAGGAAAUUCUGACAGUCGCAGGAACCUACAAGUCUCAAAUUUAAAGCAAUAUAUGCGGAUCAUCGCGGCGAUAUCGAAUGUGUACGAUUCGAUCGAUACGCUUGGCAGCCGGACUAAUAAUCGUAAGAAUCGAGUGUACGCAUUAGGCAGAUGUAAGAAUGGCGAGACAGAGAAAAUUGACGGCUCUUGAUUCUUAGAAGCGCACCAGCUAGAGCAUACAUUUUUAUAAAUCAUGAUGAUGUCGUUUAGUCUACAUAAUGCAUCCUUUAUAUACUACGGGGCCUUUUUACAAUUACUGACGAUUAUCAGUCGUCGAUUAUCGACGCGAGAAAAAGAAACAUAGAUUUAUUGUCAAUAUGAAAAAUAGGUAAUUGUGAGCGUGCUUCUCAGAGGAUUAAGACAAAAAUAUGUGAAGAUGGAGAAAACUGUAACGCUUGUUCGAUUAAUCGACUGUCAAUUGAGCAUCUUACAAAAUAAAUUAUUGUUUCCAUAAUUUUUUUUUAGUUUUAUCAAAAGUCGUAAUAGAUAGAAAACUGAGAAAUUGCAGAAAGAAAAAUUCGUAAAAUUUACUAACAGAACCAACACAAAUUCUGGCUAUUGAGAUGAUUGUGUAGAAGAAUACAAUUGCUUUUUACGUUGUUUUUGUAUAUUAGAGAAGAUUUAAAAAAAUAAUCGCUUAAUCGUACAGCGUCGGUAAAGGUAAUAGUUCUCCCUAGCCCAUUCUGCAUCUUGCACACCUCGAACUGUAGUUACAUUUACGAUGUACCGUUGUAGAACUAUAGCGUCGAAUGGUAUUUUAAUGUAUGGAAAACUGAAUGCACAGUAAAGGAAGGGAAACGGAAAUUGAAAGCGUGUGUGAAAGAAAGAAUUUGGAUUCAAGAAGAAAGAAAUUAGGGGUGAAGAGAGGAGCGAAGUGCGUAACGAGACAUUGUCUCAAUUAGUCGCACAAAUUACCGAAAAAAUCUACAAAUAUUUAAAAUUAUCAAGUACUAAAUUUUUCUUAUACAAAGCCUUAAUAACUUCUUGUGCAAUAUGUAUGUAUUUUUUUUCUAGAACCAUUUAUCGUUUCUAGAAAGUUUAUUCUCUAAUAUUGAUUGGUUAACGAACGAGCGUUAUUCGUCGAGUUCUAAUUAUCGAAUGUAUCAGAUGAGAUCUGUUUAUACAUAAUCAGCUGAUACGACAGGAAGAUCGCUACGUUAAACCGUUUUCCAGUCGUUCCUCUCUUUCACGUGAAUUCUAUGAUGGACAAGUUACACGAAUGGGCACUGGACGAUCACAUGAAGAUUUGCAUACAAUAAAAUUAUUUAUAACGGAAGUAACGAAACGGCAAGAUCAAUGCUCUCGCGAAUACGCACGUGCAUCAGGCCGCUUCGUUCGAAAUGGUUCCCUCCUGCGAGAACAUUCUCAAUGUAGAGGCUGUACUUGGCAGAUAUUUUACACUCGAAGUAGCGUUGUGAGAGUAGAAUCUCUCGCAUUGUAGGUUUCAUACAGCAUAAAUUUAAAACACGUAAUUCUUACAAUUGUGCAUUUUUCACCGCGAAUUUAUUUUCGCAAAAUACAUUUCUAUGGAAAGUCCGGAUUCAUGUACUAUGGAUUCAGGUAAUACAGAUGUUUUUUUACGAAUCAUCGACGCAAGUAUAGUAGAUCCCAGACAAUCAUGGCGAAGGCAUCUCAAAUUAUUUAAUCAGAUGUACUUUCUUAUGUUUAUACCUUCAUAAAACUUGACUAGAAUUAGUGCAGUGGAUUAUUGAUUAUUCGUCAAAUUUGUAGGAACAUUUUGUUUCGUUUUAAUGCCCGAUGAUUCAUCAAAAAUUCGGUGUUUACCAGGAGUACUUUUAAAUCUUAAUAAAAAUCAAUAUGUUUUGCAUCCAUAUGUUAUUUGUGACUAGCGAUUUUAGUUCGUAAACCAUAUUGAUAAGUGA